UUGUAAACAUAGCUAACGGUAACACUGUUUAGAGGACGAUGUCGCUCCUCAGUACACCUUUUUAAAAAAAUUUUGUGGGGCUAGCGUUAUUUUUCAACGUUUUCACUAUUUAAUUUAUCGGGAGUGAAGUUAUUCAACCGGUGACCACUUUUUGGCUCUUUGUUAAAGUUUUGGGAAGCGGAGACCAUGUUGUUAGCUAGCUGGCGUUACUUCAGCUAACAUGCUACCACAGUGGAGAGACACCAGCUGUGGAGCUGCCUGGAGAACCAGCUGCUUCAUGUGAAAGCGGCCAGGUAUGCUAGUGCACCUACUCGGGAGAUCUUUGCUUCGAUCUGGACUACAGCGGCUGGGGGUCCAACGGAGGCGUUUCUGUGUGGCAUCUUGUCCGGACACACCGCAGGAGGCAGACAUGAUCCGCAACCGGGCUCAGAUCAAGCGGGUCCUCUGUGUAGCCGAGAAGAACGAUGCUGCCAAAGGCAUCUCAGAGAUCAUGUCAGACGGCAGGUCCAGGAGGAGGGAAGGGAUGUCAAAGUUUAAUAAAAUCUAUGAGUAUGAAUAUCAUCUCUUUGGUCAGAACGUGACAGUAACAAUGACGUCAGUGUCAGGACAUUUACUAGGUCUGGAGUUUGAAGCUCCGUUCCAGAAAUGGCACAGCUGCAAUCCUGUGCUAUUAUUUGAUGCUGAGGUAGAGAAGUAUUGUCCAGAUAACAUGACACAAAUCAAGCGGACACUAGAGAAAGAGGUGAGGCAGUGCCAGGCCUUAGUCAUCUGGACUGAUUGUGACAGAGAGGGAGAAAACAUUGGCUUUGAAGUCAUAGACGUCUGCAAAGCAGUGAAGCCCAAUUUACAAGUCUUUCGGGCAAAAUUUUCUGAGAUCACCCCAAACUCCAUUCGGAGAGCCUGUGAGACUCUAACAGAGCCGGAUGCUAACAUCAGCGAUGCUGUCGAUGUCCGUCAGGAGCUGGACCUGCGGAUAGGUGCGUCCUUCACUCGAUUCCAGACGCUUCGCCUGCAGAAGAUCUUUCCAGAGUCUCUGGCCAAUCAGCUGAUCUCAUAUGGCAGCUGUCAGUUUCCAACUCUGGGCUUUGUGGUGGAGCGCUUCAAAGCCAUCCAAGCUUUCAUACCCGAGACUUUCUACAAGAUCAAAGUGCUGCAUGAGGUGGAGGAGGACACUGUAGAGUUCAGCUGGAAAAGAAACCGUCUCUUCAGCCACACAGCUUGCCUGGUGCUCUACCAGAUCUGCAUGGAGGAUCCCAUAGCAACAAUCACCUCAGUAACCAGCAAACCCAAGAGCAAGUGGAGACCGCUGCCUUUGGACACUGUGGAACUGGAGAAACUGGCAUCUCGUAAGCUAAAAAUAAGUGCCAAAGAGACCAUGAAAAUUGCAGAAAAACUCUAUACCCAAGGGUAUAUCAGCUACCCCCGCACAGAAACCAACAUUUUUCCUCCGAACCUGGCGCUCGGCCCCCUGGUCGAGUACCAGACACAAAGCCCGGUCUGGGGGACGUUCGCCCAGCGGGUGCUCGACCAGCCGGGGGGUCCCAACCCACGGCAGGGCAAAAAAUCUGACCAAGCCCACCCGCCCAUACACCCCACCAAGUACAGCGAUACACUGCAGGGCAACGAAGCACGAUUGUAUGAGUUCAUUGUCCGGCACUUCCUGGCUUGUGUAUCCCAGGAUGCUUUGGGGCAGGAGACUGUGGUGGACAUAGACAUUGCCCAGGAGAAGUUCUCCACCUCGGGACUCAUGAUCAUUGCAAGGAACUACCUGGACGUUUACCCGUAUGACAGGUGGAGCACGAAGCUGAUUCCAGUGUAUGAGCAAGGCUCCCAGUUCCAGCCCUCCGCUAUCGAGAUGGUGGACGGACAGACGAGUCCUCCGCAGCUGCUCACUGAGGCCGACCUCAUAUCGCUGAUGGAGAAGCAUGGCAUCGGCACAGAUGCAACCCAUGCAGAGCACAUUGAGACUAUAAAGAGUCGCAUGUAUGUGGGCUUGACAGCUGACCAGAGGUUUCUCCCUGGAGAGCUUGGCAUGGGACUGGUGGAGGGUUACAACUCCAUGGGCUAUGAGAUGUCCAAACCAAACCUGCGCGCUGAAUUGGAGGCAGACCUCAAGCUCGUAUCAGAGGGCAGGAAGGACAAAUGGAGCGUGCUGCAGCACCACAUCCAGAAGUACAAGACUGUCUUCAUCGAGUCUGCCAGGAAGGCAAAGAAGUUAGAUGAGGCCCUGUCUCCAUAUCUGGGUGCAGCUCAGCAGAUCCCUGAAGCAGAGCAGCAGGACAUGGAGAUCCCGCUGCCGGUCAGGAAGUGCCCUCACUGUGGUCGGGACAUGGUGCUGAAGAAGAAGAGGGAGGGGAACAGUAAGUACCUGUCCUGCACGGGCUACCCAGCCUGUAAGACAGCAGUGUGGUUCCCUGACGUGGUGCAGGAGGUCAGCAGAGAUGACAGCAUUUGUCCCACCUGUCAGCCGCAUCCUGUUCACAUGUUGAAGUUCAAGUUCCGCAGGGGCAGCCUUCCUCCCAUGAUGCCUUUAGAGUUUGUUGGCUGCGUCGGUGGAUGUGACGAGAUGCUCAGAGAGGUGCUGGACCUGAAAUACCUCCGAGCAGGGGGAGUGGGAGGAGGUGGUGGAGGGGGAGGAGGGGGAGGAGGGGGAGGAAGAGGAGAUGACCAUCGUCCACCAGCUCCAAGGCCCCCCGGGCCAAAGCCGCCCAGAGCCCCAAGUUCAAAUCCUCGACCUUCCCUUCCUCCUGUCCCCUCGUGGACCCCGCAGCCACGACCUCCGCCGGGUGGAGGUGGAGGCGGUGGCAUCAGUGUAGACACCAGCAAUGAUGCCAUUGUGUGUAACUGUGGUCAGGGUGCACUCCUCCUGACCGUGCGCAAGGACGGUCCCAACCAAGGUCGCCAAUUCUACAAGUGCAACGCUGGGAGCUGCAACUUCUUCCUGUGGGCGGAUCAGCCAAGUCAGCAGGGGGCGCUGCAGAGUCGAGGGCCUCCGGUCCAGGCACCUCACACCUCCUGGCCUUCGAGGCCCUCUCUGGGGUUCAGGAACACCCCUGGAGAAGGCAGGGGGCAGGAAGGGGGUGCAGGAGGAUAUGGGGGACAGAUAAUGUGUAGCUGUAAUGAGGCGGCAGUGAUGCGCACAGUGCAGAAGGACGGUCCAAACAAGGGCCGGAUGUUCUACACCUGCGGGAAACCAAGAGACCAGCAGUGUGGCUUCUUCCAGUGGGCUGAUGAGAAUGCACCUCCACCAGGUGCUUUUGGUGGUGGAUUUAAUGGUGGUGGAAACGGAGGGAAGAAGGGACGGAAAGCAACGGGAGACGCCACCGCCAACAAACCUCCAGCUGCUAAGAAACCUCGCACCUGCGGCAUCUGCCACACGCCAGGACACACCCGAGUCACCUGUCCUCAGCGGUGACGGCCCCUUAAAGACACUAUUUGGAGUCAUGGAAGACUAUGACUUGAAAGUGUGGAGUCAGAUUUUAUUUUUUUAAAUGUGCAACAACUCAGAUUGUAAGUACCUCCCCUCAGGGGGUGGGUGUCUUCUUCUGGGUAAGAAUUUAACCAAGACCCUGUAUAUUUCCUGCAACGUUACAUUUUGAUAACAGUUCCAAGAGGGCUAAAGCAGCUUUGAGCAUGUAAGUCAUGUAAUAACUAUGGCUCCAAUCAGAAAUCAUUAUUAUAUUUCCCAGUUGCAGUUGUGCAGCAUAUUGUGAAUUCAGUUGUGAAAACGUGGGAAUGUUAAAGAGAUUUUGUGUCUGGAAACUAGACCCGUCCUUCCUUUUUUCAUCCAGCUCUAAUUUCUCAAGUUUCCUCAGAUCUGCAGUGUGUUUGUUCAAGAUGAACGGCCCUUUUCUGGCCCCUGGGGGGAGAGUUGGGGGUUAACCUUCAGUAUCUGUUAGGUCCUGCCACAUAGCUGCCAGUUUCCUGACAGGAAGGCCACUUUUUAGUAAAUACACUUAUUCCCCCUCUUGCCAAAAUUUAGAUGACAAGAUUGAUACCACUGCCAUGUCCAUGUGGUACGUAUGAAGCUACAGCCAGCAGUUAGCUUAGCAUAAAUACUGGAAACAGGGCGAAUGUCCAAUGGUUACGAAGAAAGUCUGCCUACCAGAGCCUCCAAAGCUCACUAGCCUACCAUUCUACAAGAUGGGUUUGUGUCAGACGAUUAACUUUAUAAGCAUAUUUCCCAAAAUGUCUAACUUUUCCAUUAAAGCUUAGUGCAGCAGUCAUGCGCAGACCCAUGCUGCAUGCUUUAAACUGUCUGAGUACACGAGCUGCACUCUGAGAAUCUGAGCUGCUUGAGAAAUAACUGCAUCAACCUGAAGUUGCUCAACAGUUAAUGGGAAGUUUGCUCCGCUGGUCUUGGAUCAAAUGAAUCUGUCGUGUUUCACUGUAUCGGCAACCGUGAUUGAGGUUGAUUCAGAUACAGAAGCUGUCUUUAGUGAAUAAAUGUGAAUUUUAAAUAAAACGUAUGUGGGGUUAUUCAUAAUCAGUGAUGUAAUUAUUAAUAAUAAUAUUAACACCUGUUUGUGGUCGUCAUUUUCACCAUCACUAAGCAUCUUCAGCAGCAGCCACGUGUUUCACAUCUGUUGAUUCAUCAAGGUGCUUGUUGAGAAAAACUGCAAACUAUGUUUCUAUAUUGUGAAUAUAACGAGUGCAAAAACCCCCCAACAGGCCGGCUCCUCUCCCGGUUGUCUGAGGAA
Messenger RNA from Chelmon rostratus (copperband butterflyfish), 4700 nucleotides. RefSeq names its product DNA topoisomerase III alpha (gene top3a). The record is from RefSeq and is a predicted model, not a curated record. The coding region runs from base 296 to 3415 and encodes 1039 amino acids. The transcript is spliced from 19 exons. Gene Ontology annotation, molecular function: zinc ion binding; DNA binding; DNA topoisomerase type I (single strand cut, ATP-independent) activity. Gene Ontology annotation, biological process: DNA topological change. Lineage: Eukaryota; Metazoa; Chordata; Actinopteri; Chaetodontiformes; Chaetodontidae. Gene Ontology annotation, cellular component: nucleus; chromosome.